GGAAGUGCCGCAGUGUGUCCGCGUCCAUUCUGUGGCGCUGCGUUCAUGUCGACCUGGGUUUUUAGCAGCUAAUCAGAAGAAACACACUUCAUUGUUUUUUAAACUAUAUAUAUAUAUCUAUAUAUAUAUAUAUAUAUAUAAGACGGCACAGAAUGGCCACUGAUUCAGGCUACGGUGGCUCACAAAGCUAUGGAUCAUAUGGCGGUCAGCAGAGUGGACAGGGCUAUGGCCAAGGAAAUGGCAGUAGCACUUACGGGGGGCAGAGUUACAGUGGCUAUGGACAGCAAGGUGCGACACAAGACGGUUAUAGCCAGUCUCAGCCACAGAGUUAUGAUAACUACGGACAGGAGUCAACUGGGUAUGGCGACAAGUCAUCUUAUGGGCAGCCGGCUUCCUAUGGCGCUCCAGGACAAGGAGGAGACAGUUAUGGACAGCAAAGCUCCUACGGCAGCCAAGGUGCCGGCGGUGGCAGUGUUGCUGGUGCUGGUGCCGGUGCUGGUGGCGGAAGUGGUGCCGGCGGCUAUGGAAGAUGGAGUGAUGGUGAAAGUGGUGGUCAGGCUGGGAGGUUCGGACGUGACCAAGGAGACCGGUCAGAAGGAGGGGGCUUCAGAGGCAGAGGCCGUGGCAGCUAUGAGCGUGGCGGUUAUGACCGCAGUGGUGGAUAUGAGCGCGGUGGCUUCGACCGCGGCGGAAGAGGUGGACCUCCUGGUAUGGGAGGUGGUGACCGUGGUGGCUACAAAAAUUACGGUGGCUCUCGAGACUACGGCUCAAGGGAUGAACCAGCUGGUGGUGAGCAGGACAACUCUGACAACAACACCAUUUUUGUCCAGGGACUGGGAGAAGAGGCCACGGUCCAGGAAGUUGGUGACUUCUUCAAGCAAAUUGGUAUCAUCAAGGUAAACAAGAAGACCGGCCUGCUAAUGAUCAACAUCUACUCUGAUAAGGCCACCGGUCGACCAAAGGGAGAAGCUACAGUGUCAUUUGAUGACCCACCUUCUGCCAAAGCCGCCAUUGAUUGGUUCGAUGGCAAAGAAUUCAAUGGCAAACCCAUCAAAGUAUCGUUUGCUACCCGCAGAGCUGAGUUCACACAGAGAGGAGGAGGAGGAGGAGGUGGUGGUGGCGCUAGUGGUGGAAGAGGGGGACGAGGAGGUUUCAGAGGUCGUGGUGGUGGUGGAGGUCCCAACUUUGACAUUAAGGGAGGAGACUGGCCCUGUCCCAACAGCUCUUGUGGCAAUAUGAAUUUUGCACGACGGCAAGAGUGUAACAAGUGUGGUGCACCCAAACCAGGAGAUGCAGGAUUUGGAGGUGGAGAUCGUGGAAGCAGAGGUGGUUAUGGUGGUGACAGAGGUGGUGGCUUCAGGGGUCGCGGAGGUGGUUUCCGUGGUGGAGACCGUGGAGGCUAUGGAGGAGGAGGAGGAGGUGGUGGCGGAGGAUUCGGAGGGGGCUACAAAAUGGGAGGAAGAGGUGACCGCAGAGACGACAGAAGAGACCGGCCAUACUAAGAGUUGAGCAGAUGGAAACCAUUCCAGCCCUGGAGUUCGCCAUGGAGGGAGGGUUUGGGUGGGGGGGGGACAGGGAGGGGCGUAGAUCAGACAUUCUGGUUUGUGUACCUUUUUGACGCCAGUGCAUCCCAGCUAUUACUGCUCAUCUGAGUGAGGGAAGGAUGUGUUGAGCGAACUGUUAAUGGGACUUUGGGGCUGAUGGCGCUGUUGGCAUGUGGUCAAAUGUUUGUUUUGGUUGUGUUUUUUUUUUUUUUUUUUUUUUUCUCCUGCAUUUUUGUUUUAUUUCUUUGUACAUCCUUUUUAAUUUUCCCUCAGAUUCUAGCUGCAGAUGUUUUGUGAGGUAGACUUCGUACCAUUGUUUUGUAUGAACGGAAUAAAAUGUUUUACUUGGGUUUUUCUUUUUCCAAAAUGAUAUUAAAAACUGUGAUCUUUU
Molecule: messenger RNA, 1935 nt
Organism: Dicentrarchus labrax (European seabass)
Lineage: Eukaryota; Metazoa; Chordata; Actinopteri; Moronidae
Gene: taf15
Product: TAF15 RNA polymerase II, TATA box binding protein (TBP)-associated factor
Exons: 16
Coding region: 153-1502 (449 amino acids)
Biological process (GO): regulation of DNA-templated transcription
Cellular component (GO): nucleus
Molecular function (GO): transcription coregulator activity; RNA binding
Source: RefSeq, a predicted model, not a curated record